AUGACGGCAGUCAUGGGAGCGAGCAAGUCGGUGUAUCUGAGCGUGGUGAUGGUGAUGCGCAACGAUAACUACGGGGAGAACCUCCUUCAUCGUUUCAACAGAACCAUCGCAAGCUUGUCCGAGUCUGCGUCUCUUUACCGUCUAGACUACGAGAUCAUCGUAGUUGAAUGGGAUCCGCCAGGAUCUCGUCCACUUCUCCGAGAGGCGCUUGUCUGGCCCAAGAACAUACCACGGUUGCACAUCAUCACAGUUCCUCAACAUGUCCACAAGGAGGUAAACUGCAGGGGAUGGGAAUACGAAGCCAAGAACCUUGGGAUAUCCCAGGCCGAGGGGUCUUUCAUCCUGUGCAUGAACUGCGAUGUGAUCCUCUCUCCACGCCUCGUCAAGUUUUUGAGUGAGAAGACCCUGAAAGAUGAUUGCUAUUACCGUGUGGACCGUUAUGAUUGCAUUGAGUUGAUUCCAGAGAGCAUGACCGCCGUCCAGGCAGCCAAACAUUGUCAAGACCAUUCAGUCUCGGGUUGGAACGACAGUCCGUUUGCUGCGAUCUUGGGGAUUGGAAUGGUUUCCUGCUCCAGACUCACCAACACCACAGAGGGUUUCAAAGGGAUUCAUAUUGUUCGUCCUACUGCGAUAAUCACACAGGUCAUCAGCUUUGCAUUGAGCAUGUUGGGCUUUCUGUUUGAAAGGAUUAGCACAGAUUCCUACUUGGUUGCUGCCGCUGCUGCAAAAGCAAAUUGUUCGUCUGAAAACUGGAUGAGAUUCCAAGCGGCAGCUUCAAGGAUGCUGGCCGGUACUGAGAGCUCCUACACACACGCCCUGAGGUUUCUUUUUCCAGUGCAAACUCCGAUAACUACCAACGACCUGCACGGAUGGCAUCUGGAUGCCUCGACUUGCGAUCUGUUCAACAUCUCCACCGUUCCAUCGGCUCUAUCCGCAUCCAAGUCGUCUAAAGAUGAUCCCAAUGAUGAUGAGUUCAGGGCAAACUACCUUUGCUCAGGAAAAACGCACAUUCGCGGACCUUGGAAGAGACUGGAAGCGUACCUGCUAGUGGCCAACGGACUUGCUUCUCAGGGUAUCGACUUGCUUUCCGAUUCCGACUCCCUUUGA
Molecule: messenger RNA, 1107 nt
Organism: Guillardia theta CCMP2712
Lineage: Eukaryota; Cryptophyceae; Pyrenomonadales; Geminigeraceae
Exons: 9
Coding region: 1-1107 (368 amino acids)
Source: RefSeq, a predicted model, not a curated record